Molecule: messenger RNA, 4677 nt
Organism: Orcinus orca (killer whale)
Lineage: Eukaryota; Metazoa; Chordata; Mammalia; Artiodactyla; Delphinidae
Gene: WDR26
Product: WD repeat domain 26
Exons: 14
Coding region: 682-2673 (663 amino acids)
Biological process (GO): proteasome-mediated ubiquitin-dependent protein catabolic process
Cellular component (GO): GID complex
Molecular function (GO): protein binding
Source: RefSeq, a predicted model, not a curated record
CAUUAGGCAGCAGCUGGGGGAAGAAUCAACACACCAGGGAGCGGAGCGGAGCGGACCCGAGGACAGAGGCGGCAGCUGCCUCCGCUGCCGCCCGCCGCCGCCGCCGCCACCGCCGGGGCUCAGCCCAGCGGCGGGCCCCACGCCCCCGCAGCCGCCCCGCGGCGCCCCCCGGCCCGACCCCCGGGCCGCGCACCCCGAGCUGCCUCCGGGAGGGGGGGGGGAAAGGGCCCGGAUCCUCCUUCUCCCCCUCCUCCUCUCCCUCCUCCUCCCCCUCAUCUCACCCCUUACCCUGACCCCUCCCCGGCCCCCCCUCACCCCGACCCUCUCCCCGGCCCCCGCCUCCCCUCCCCCGCCUCGCCCCACCGGCUUCCCACCACGGCCUCUCUCGGCGAGGAAACUCUGGCCUCCGCUUCCUCCUCCUCCGACUCGGACACCGGCGGAGCCUCCCCGCCCCCGCGGAAGAAACCCCGAGCCUCGGCGGCGGAGGGAGCAGGAGAGCCCGGGGCUUCGGCAGGCAGAGCAGGCCUCUCCCCUCCGUCCUCGUCGUCCUCGUCCUCGUCGUCGUCGUCCUCCUCCUCCUCCUCCGUGGUGGUAGUGGUGGGACUCCCCCCGGCUGCCCCUUCCGCCGCCGCUGCCGUCCCCCACCGAAGUAGCGGCCACAGCCUGGUCAGCGGCAGCAUCAUGCAGGCCAACGGGGCAGGAGGAGGAGGAGGAGGCGGCGGCGGCGGCGGCGGCGGCGGAGGAGGAGGGGGCGGCGGGGGCCAGGGACAGACCCAGGAACUCGCCUGCCUGUCGGCCCAGAACGGGGAGUCGUCCCCCUCGUCGUCGUCGUCCGCGGGGGAUCUGGCCCACGCCAAUGGGCUCCUGCCUUCCGCCCCCUCCGCCGCCAGCAACAAUAGCAACAGCCUGAAUGUCAAUAACGGGGUCCCCGGCGGGGCCGCCGCCGCAGCCUCCGCCACCGUUGCAGCUGCCUCCGCCACCACCGCCGCCUCCUCUUCCUUGGCCACCCCAGAACUGGGCAGCAGCCUCAAGAAGAAGAAGCGGCUCUCCCAAUCAGAUGAGGAUGUCAUUAGGCUAAUAGGACAGCACUUGAAUGGCUUAGGGCUCAACCAGACUGUUGAUCUCCUCAUGCAAGAGUCAGGAUGUCGUUUAGAACAUCCUUCUGCUACCAAAUUCCGAAAUCAUGUCAUGGAAGGAGACUGGGAUAAGGCAGAAAAUGACCUGAAUGAACUAAAGCCUUUAGUGCAUUCUCCUCAUGCUAUUGUGGUAAGAGGCGCACUUGAAAUCUCUCAAACGUUGUUGGGAAUAAUUGUGAGGAUGAAGUUUUUGCUGCUGCAGCAGAAGUACCUGGAAUACCUGGAGGAUGGCAAGGUCCUGGAGGCACUUCAAGUUCUACGCUGUGAAUUGACGCCACUGAAAUACAAUACAGAGCGCAUUCAUGUUCUUAGUGGGUAUCUGAUGUGUAGCCAUGCAGAAGACCUACGUGCAAAAGCGGAAUGGGAAGGCAAAGGAACAGCUUCACGAUCCAAACUGUUGGACAAACUUCAGACCUAUUUACCACCAUCAGUGAUGCUUCCUCCACGGCGUUUACAAACUCUCCUGCGGCAGGCGGUGGAACUACAAAGGGAUCGGUGCCUAUAUCACAAUACGAAACUUGAUAAUAAUCUAGAUUCUGUGUCUCUGCUUAUAGAUCAUGUUUGUAGUAGGAGGCAGUUCCCAUGUUAUACUCAGCAGAUACUUACGGAGCAUUGUAAUGAAGUGUGGUUCUGUAAAUUCUCUAACGAUGGCACUAAACUAGCAACAGGAUCAAAAGAUACGACAGUUAUCAUAUGGCAAGUUGAUCCGGAUACACACCUGCUAAAACUGCUUAAAACUUUAGAAGGACAUGCUUACGGUGUUUCUUAUAUUGCAUGGAGUCCAGAUGACAACUAUCUUGUUGCUUGUGGCCCUGAUGACUGCUCUGAGCUUUGGCUUUGGAAUGUACAAACGGGAGAGCUAAGGACAAAAAUGAGCCAGUCUCAUGAAGACAGUUUAACAAGUGUGGCUUGGAAUCCAGAUGGGAAACGCUUUGUGACUGGAGGUCAGCGUGGGCAGUUCUAUCAGUGUGAUUUAGACGGUAAUCUUCUUGACUCCUGGGAAGGGGUGAGAGUGCAAUGCCUUUGGUGCUUGAGUGACGGGAAGACUGUUUUGGCAUCAGAUACACACCAGCGAAUUCGGGGAUAUAACUUCGAGGACCUUACAGAUAGGAACAUAGUACAAGAAGAUCAUCCCAUUAUGUCUUUUACUAUUUCAAAGAACGGCCGAUUAGCUUUGUUAAAUGUAGCAACUCAGGGAGUUCAUUUAUGGGACUUGCAAGACAGAGUUUUAGUAAGAAAGUAUCAAGGUGUUACACAAGGGUUUUAUACAAUUCAUUCAUGUUUUGGAGGCCAUAAUGAAGACUUCAUCGCUAGUGGCAGUGAAGAUCACAAGGUUUACAUCUGGCACAAACGUAGUGAACUGCCAAUCGCGGAGCUGACAGGGCACACACGCACCGUAAACUGUGUGAGCUGGAACCCACAGAUCCCAUCUAUGAUGGCCAGCGCCUCAGAUGACGGCACCGUUAGAAUAUGGGGACCAGCGCCUUUUAUAGACCACCAGAAUAUUGAAGAGGAAUGCAGUAGCAUGGAUAGUUGAUGGCGAAUCUGGAGCAGACGACUUCUGUUUAACUUAAAAUUAGUCGUAUUUUAAUGGCUUGGGAUUUGGUGCAAACAAACAUGAUUGAUAGCUGGACAGACAUGCUCGUCAUGAAAAAAGAACCAUUUCUGAAGCCCGACUGGGGCCAAACAUUUACACCUUGCUUCAUAGUAACCAGUUGAGAUGAAGCACGUCGUUAGAACGUUGUUGGACACCAUGUUGAAUUAUCCCCCCAUCGGUUGUGAAGAACUGUGCUACAUUCAGGCUUACCCAUUGAACUCAGUAUAUAUAAUUUUUUCCCUCCUGCCUUUUGUCGGGCAGGAUCCAUUCUUGUUGCUCUUCUGUGUAAUGAAGUUUAAAUGCUUGUUUGGAAAACUUUAUUUAACAGUUUAGAAGGCUUGAUAGAAAGAGUGCAUUAGUCUGAAGAGUAUACAUUGGAUAGGAAAGAAUUUCCUUCUUUUGUUUCUCCAAAUCUUUCCGCCUUAUUUAGCUUGAGAUCUUUGCAGCUUGGUUCAUGGAUUCUAGCCUUGCCCGUUGCGCAGUAUAUACUGAUCCAGAUGAUAAACCAGUGAACUAUGUCAAAAGCACUCUCAAUAUUACAUUUGACAAAAAGUUUUGUACUUUUCACAUGGCUUGUUGCCCCGUAAAAGGGUUAACAGCACAAUUUUUUAAAAAUAAAUUAAGAAGUAUUUAUAGGAUUAAAGUGACUUCAUUUGUAUACAUUUGGAAUCUAAACCAGCUUAAAAAGAGUUUCCUCUAUGACUUAGAUAUGCAGUAUAAACUGAUGCUCUUCUGGAAUACCACAUGAGACAUGGUCAGAAACAGUGCUUGGAAGGACAUCACACAGGAAGUUCAGAGUAGCGCUUUGAAGAUUUUCCCCCUUUUGUUUUAUUCCUGAAGGAACAUCAGUACCUGAUCGUCAAGAAAUUCAAGAUUCAUAACGAGAAUUUUAAAUUUAUACCAACAUGAGAGAUCAGUAGUCAGUCCAGGUUUUCAACAAAGCUUGUUCCAAGUUGUUCUCAACUUGGGGAAUCAUUUUGGUGUGAUCUAGCAAGAGAGUAGAAGUCAGCAGAUAUAACCACUUUGGAAAUUCAUAGUAUAACUGAGCUUGUUAGAAGAAUUCAGCAGGUUACAGACAUACUUAAACUGGGUUUAAAACCUAGGAGUCAUUUCUCUAAUUGCCCUUAAUAUUUUGACAUAUAGGGAUACGUAAAUUUAAAGAAUAUUUCUUCUCAGAUUUUCAGAUAUUGCCAUACUGAACCUCAUUCUAAACUGGUGCUGUGGAUAGUCUCCCUCUCCCCUCCCCUUUUAGUUUAAGGAAGGGUUUCCUUCAUGGAAAAGCACUUUUAAUUUUGAGAAUUUCACGUUUAAAAUAAGCCAAAAGCCUGAUGUUCACGUUGUGCUUUUAAACCCCGUAACAGCUGAGUACAACAUACUUAGUCUCCUUGGAAAUUCCCUCCCCUCUUUAGUAGAGGAUAUAAAUAUGGUGACCAUAGCUGUUACGUUGGGAAGAGGAGUGGGAAUACCCCCAAAAUAAGAUUCUGGUGAAGAAAAAGUCUUACACUGUUCCCUUUCGGCCCAGCCAAGUCUACAAUAUAUUAUUACCAUGAGUAGACUCCUUCAGGAUCCACAAAGAAGAGAAAGGCUUGGAUGUUAGGAGUUCUUCCAUCGGGGGAUGGGUGGGUAGGGGAAGGUAGCAGGGAGAAAUGGGUAAAGUCAGGGAAGGGGAGAAGAAAGAAAAACACAAUUGGCCUUAAAAUAGCUCGGAUUCUCCCAGAAAAUGAUAGAUCGUGGUCAGCAGAUUAUUUUAUCAAAUUGGUAAUGUAAAAGAUUUCUUUAAGCUCCAUUUUGCAGAGACCACCACUUAGAGAAUCAAGAAUUCCUGUUUUGAUACUUCUAAGUUAAAACAACUAUGUUACAGUUUAUCUGGUACUUCAUUUUUCGUAACUAAAAUUACUUUUUACUUUAAGCUUGAAUAAAAUCUUCAUUGGUAACUGUAUAUAA